AAUUAAACAGAGCUUAAAAAUUUAUCUGAUAUUAUGUAACUGAGUUCUCCCAUGGAUGAUGAGCUCUUGCUCUCCAAGGAAACAAGAGAUGAUGAUGAUGAUGAUGAAAUUAGCAAAGCUCCCCUGCUGAGAAGACCCACUUCUUCAUUUGCCCAUUGUAUCAAUUCAGAUCAAGUUAUCAUUCCAAUUGUUUCUCCAUCUUCAACUCACAACACAACCAAUCCACCUUCUUUCUACAACCUCAUAGCUGAGUUAAGCAUAGAUAGAAGACCAGCACAUCGUUCACACAGCGCCCCCUGCUUAUUCACAGACACAAGGGAGGUUCCUUCAGCUUCUUCCAUUGAUCCUAACCCCACUCUGCAAUCAACCCCUUGGGUAGUUCGACAAGCCUUCAUCGGUGUCUUCUUGUAUAUAUUAGUUGGUGUUGUGAUCUAUGUAGUAAGAAGUGGAAGUUUUGGUGGUCAUAAGACCUUUAAACCUAUAGAUGGAUUGUAUUUCUCUGUGGUGACUCUUUGCACAAUUGGGUAUGGUGAUAUAGUACCCGAUACAGAAUUUACGAAGUUUUUUACUUGUUUGUUCAUUCUAGUUGGUUUUGGAUUCAUUGAUAUAUUGCUAAAUGGAUUAGUAACAUAUGUGUUGGAUCAGCAAGAGUCAGUGAUGUUGAGUGCAGUGGAUGAGAAUAGAUUUAAUGAAAUGUUUCAAGCUUAUGUGAUUGACAGAGUUAAGGGAAGAAUGAGGAUAAGGAUGAAGGUGGGAUUGGCAUUAGGUGUUGUUAUUGUUUGUAUUGCAGUGGGGACGGUAAUGGUGCAUUUACUAGAGGGAUUGGAUUGGACUGAUAGUUUCUAUUUAUCGGUAGCUUCAGUGACGACGGUGGGGUAUGGAGAUUACGCAUUCAAGACUUUGAAGGGUAGGUGUUUUGCUAUCAUUUGGCUCUUGGUAAGUACAUUGGCUGUUGCAAGGGCUUUCCUCUAUUUAACUGAGUUAAGGAUUGACAAGAGAAAUCGAAAGAUCGCGAAAUGGGUUCUUCAGAAGAAGAUGACUCUGGGUGAUCUAGUGGCUGCUGACCUCGACAAUGAUGGUUCUAUAAGUUACAGAAUUUCUGAACUCUUGAGACCGAUGAUUUUCUGAUAUUUUAUUGGGCUGGUUCUGGUUGUUCUUCUGAUUAAAAAAUCCUGCAGUUGAGACUUGGUUAGUUCUUCCUAUCCUAGUCUACAUUAGUUGAUUUUUGAUGACUUGAUGCGACUUAAUGUUGAUUUUUGAUGAUCUGAUGUGGCUUAAUAAUGAUGUUUUUUAUGACUUGAUGUGACUUAAUAUUGUUUUUUGAUGAUAUAAGGUACAUGUAGCAUACUAAAUAAUAUUAGAAAAGGGGAAAUAAAAAAUAACACUCCUCCAUGGUUCAACCAAUCUCCUUUAUCCGUCUCUUUUUCUAGGUGACUGCUAUGUUUUUGGUUGUACUUGCUUUCUUCAUCAUUUACAACCACAUGUUGAUAAACUAUCUCCCUGGGCUGUCAAGUGUGUCUUUCUUGUUUACUCUCGGACCCAGAAAAGUUAUCAAUGUUAUAAUAUGGUUGUACAAUGGCAAUUUAUUAGUAUUGAUGUUACAUUUUUUGAAAUCACUCUGUGUUUUCUGCUAAGAUUCAUACUUUCGAUGCUGAAAUGGUUCCUUGUGUGGAUUCUUCGACUACUUCCCAACCAGCACCACUACAAGUGUAUCUGCGGCAUUCUAAAACAUUACAACCUACUAUAGUUUCUCCUUCUCUACCACCUAUCCUUUGCUUGGAGCCCCUAUGCAUUCCUCCUCUACCAUUGACUUACCAAUGGCUUUUCACAAAGGUACUCGCUCUUGUACUGAAAAUUUCAUGGGUGCUUGGCCUAAGCACUUAGGCACCCCUCCACUGCCUUGGGUUGCUUGGCGCCUUGACAUAUAUGAUUGGGAGUUCUGGCCAAGCCAAUCAGGUCACAAAAUCCUGACGAUCUUGGAUUGAUUCUGUACUUUAUGGCUGUUCUUCAAUCUUCACUGUAUGAAGGUCUUUAAGGCUUCAAGUAGGCUUGAUUUGAUCACUCAAUCACUCAAUAAACAAAGCUAAAAAGGAAAAUAAAGAAAGGGAAAAGGGUGAGAAGAGAUUGUAGAAGAAAGGGGGUAAGGGAAUGGCUAUCUCAUCUUGGGCCUCUCAUCCUCAACUUUCACAGUUGAUGAACAAACCUAUCUCAGGUCUAGGAGUAAGCAUUGCUCACAAAUAAACUUCAUUAUUUCUUGUCUAAGCAUAGAAAUCGAUUCUGGCCUUUAUAUAGGUUCCAAGCUGAUUACAAAUAGGAAACUACUAAAUUAGAAAACUUCUUGAAAAUAGAAACUAAGACUUAAGUGAUUACUCCUUCCUAAACCAAACUACUUUUUAGCUAAGAAAACAUGUAAAUAGAAACUAAUAUUAGACUAAUAUCUUCUAACAAUUACAAUAAAACUAACUUGCUUCUUAAGAAAAAAAACCAAACAAGAAAACAAAUCCUAGGACUUAAUCUUCCUGAAAUCGAUGGACAGAACUGAGCACUUCUGAAGUAUUCUUCCUUCCAAAUCUGAUGGGACAGCUUUAUGCUUCUAGAAGGAUCAUAUGGGGCACCAGUACUGUUCACGUGAAGAGUGUUCAUGAGUACCGUUCACAUGAACAGUAAUUCCUGUUCACUCUCUUCUUCCUCAUGCUUUGAUGUAGAUCAAAGCAUAUAAAGGGGAGACCCUCAUUACGAUUUGAAAAGGGAUUGAAUUAGUUAUUUGAAAGAGAUUGUUCUCUCUCUCUCCCCUCCCAAUGAUCUCUAUUCUCCUCUCUUCUUCCCCCCCCCCCAGCAAUUGUC
Molecule: messenger RNA, 2844 nt
Organism: Macadamia integrifolia
Lineage: Eukaryota; Viridiplantae; Streptophyta; Magnoliopsida; Proteales; Proteaceae
Product: two-pore potassium channel 3-like
Exons: 2
Coding region: 52-1128 (358 amino acids)
Biological process (GO): potassium ion transmembrane transport; stabilization of membrane potential
Cellular component (GO): plant-type vacuole membrane
Molecular function (GO): potassium ion leak channel activity
Source: RefSeq, a predicted model, not a curated record